GAGGAGCAGGUGUCACAGGAGAUCAACCCCGGUUGAUCUCCACUUGUUUUAAAAACAUGUCUCUGUAGUGUUUUAACUCUGUCGUGUUCAUUUUUAUCAUACUGCUCAUGAGUCUCACAAUCUCAACAAUCAAUGUAAGAAGUGUGAAGACUCUAGUGAGAGCUCAGAGCAUUUUAUCCCUGUUGAGCACUCUGAAUGCAGAUAUAUUUCUGCUGCAAGAGUGCUCCUUGCCUUUUUUAAACAAUUACAGCAAGUGGGAACAGAUGUGGACCCCGGGACCCUCCGUGUGGAGCGGGUCCAAUUUUAACAGAGCGGACGGGGUCGCCAUCUUGAUCAAGAAUCCACACAUCUCGGUGAAGGGCAGCACGGUGCCCCCCCAGGAGCUUUCUUUUAGGUGUGGAGAGAGCGGUGUUUUAUUUCAUGUGGGGGUCCAAGUGGGAAAGACUAAGGAGGGAGGUCCUGAAGAAAAGACCUGAGAACGGAGGAAAGGGCCUCCCAGACCCCCACCUGUUUUUAGGAGCCCAUUUCACCGCCCUCCACAUCAGAUACGCGACGGCCCCAUCCGGAGACAGCAAGACAACAGCCCUGGCCCGGUUCUGGAUGGGGUCGUACCUGAGAAAACUGAAAAUUUUAAAUACUGAUCUUAAACGUCCAGUUGCUUUUAACCUGCCCCCUCAAUAUGUUUUUAUCAAAAAGUUUUUAAUGAGAUUUGACUUAGAGGGGCAGGAUGUCACCAUUUUAACAAAAGCAAAAUCUCUUGUCUCCCUUGUGCAGGACCGGGAAGCAGUGAGCCCCGUUCCCGGCCUCACACUCAGUGAGGCCAAGCAGGCUUGGAGGAACGCUGCCCACCCCGCCCUCCAGAACAAGCUGAAGGACCUGGCGUGGAUGGCGCUCCAUGAGGUCCUCCCGGUCAGAGCCGUGAUGCACUCCCGGGGCAUGGCCAGAACCAACACCUGCCCGCGGCCAGGAUGCGGCCAACCUGAGACCGUGCGGCACCUGCUCUGGGAGUGCGGCGUGGCGAGGGACCUGUGGACCGAUACCGGCCCCCUGCAAUGCCCGAGCCUGCCAGCAGGGGAGGUCCCCCCAAGCUACCAUCUAGUGGUCAGCGGGGUGGGCCAGGGCGCUACCACCAUCCCAGCCGCCGACUUCGCCGCGCUCUGGCUCACCCUAAACUGCAUAAAAGCCGCACUGUGGACCUCCCGCAACCUGCUGGUGGGGAAGCGCGUGACGGUGCCCCUGCCAGCGCUACGGCGGCUGGUGACAUCUACGCGGCAGGAGGCGCCGCACGUCGCCAUUCGGAGGAGGGGGCCGGGGUCACUAACAGAAGGUUCCCGCCCCCCACGGCUGCUGGCUCCCGCCGACGCACCCCCACUAUCACCAUCACGGGACGGAGCAGCGGGCGGAGGGGAGGACCUCCACUGGGCGCAUCCGCGCUUGCCUCGCUCUUCUGGAGAGCGGGGUGGAGCCUCUUGUUAG
Molecule: messenger RNA, 1476 nt
Organism: Alosa sapidissima (American shad)
Lineage: Eukaryota; Metazoa; Chordata; Actinopteri; Clupeiformes; Clupeidae
Exons: 2
Coding region: 421-1476 (351 amino acids)
Source: RefSeq, a predicted model, not a curated record